CGAAGGCGAAGCAAUUGAGAACGCACACGUUAACAAUCAACGUAGGAUUCGCUAAUGAAUCGUUUUGUUGAAACUUGUCACUCCUCUUAGCAAGCUGGAAAGAGUUCCUUUAAUUAAAAAUGGAAACGAGAUCUACCGAACCAGCACAUGAAAGGUCUGAUAUAGCCGAAGUUUACAGGAAUAAACACACGGGACGCAAGUUCAAAAAUCCACGAACUGCCCAUCGCAGCAUUUUCUCUACUUGCAUGGCAAGAUGUGAUUCUCAAGAACCUUUCUCUGGCCUCAAAAUAUCCAGCACCACAUUCCUUGAUGAGAUAGAGAGAAGAGGCAACUGUGAAAAUUGUGGCAAAUCAAGAAAAUUUUUUUGUUACACAUGCCACAUACCGCUGCCAGAAAUUAAAGAAUUAAUUCCCCAUAUAACAAGCUUACCAUGCCAUAUAGACAUUAUCAAGCACCCAAAUGAGCAUGAUGGGAAAAGCACAAGUAUUCAUGCUGCUGUUGUUGCUCCAGAAAUGGUGAAAAUUUAUACCUUCCCCAAUUUCCCAGAUUACAGUUUAGAAGAUGGGGUGGUGCUGGUUUAUCCUUGUGAAGGAGCCGUCCCUAUGACAACCAUGGGGGCUAGCAGAGCGACUGAAAUAAAAAAAAUGGUUUUUAUUGAUUCAACAUGGACGCAAUCCAAACAAAUUUACAAGGAUCCCCGUUUAAAAGCCCUGCCGUGUGUCAUUUUACGGACGCGGAAGUCACUUUUCUGGCGCUAUCAGCUAGGCAAACCUGACAGUUAUUUGGCUACUAUUGAAGCUAUCUACGAUGCUGUCGUGAGCCUUGAGGAACGCAGACGCGGAAACGAAGAAACCAACAGCUAUGAUGGGAGCUACGACAAUCUGCUCUUUUUCUUUCGCUACUUCUAUGAGAAAAUGAAUGAUUUGUACUUUAACAAAUCACCAACCGCCUGACACGUGGAACCUAAAUGGGGUCCCCACCUUAUCAAUCCAUUACAUAGUCCAAAUUCAAAGUCUGUCUACAUCAAACGUUUUGCUAUUCUUCGUCAAGCGGAAAUAUCCUGAUAAGGCACAUGGUUCGUGUAUUUGUGGCAUUUCGGUGAUAAACAAUGACUUGAUAUAUUACAAUCCUUCAAUUCUGUCUCUUAGUCGACCGAUUGUAGGCGAUUCGUGUCGGCGCGUGGUGACUACGUGGGUUACCCGUGGACGAAUCAACUAAACGAAAACAGCCAAUCCCGCACCCAGGAAACAAAUCUCUUAAGCUGAUGCAAUAUGCCCUACAACCCGACAAGACCAAACGUGGAAGAAGCAAGCACGAUUGCACUUUGGUCCCUUGGCUCCUCUCAUAUAUCAAAGAGCAAUGUCUAACAGAGAUCUACUUAGGCCACAAGCUAUUUGAUCAGACUUUUUUUUUAUCAACAACGGCACAUCUAUCAUCAAUGCGGUGGCACGUGACCGCUCUCGCCGCCGUCUGGCUCAUCGUUAUGGGUUGGUGCGGUAGCGUUGUGAUGGGCCAGCCGGUCGGCGGAUUUCAGCAUCAGGCGCAUCAUCCUCAAGUAGGACAAAGCAUUCCCGAAAUGUGGGCUUUGUUGGAUCCAGCAGAUGGAUCAGCCGAUACGUAUAAGGAUGGAAACAACCUACAUGGAGACCUCUAUUAUUUUCCCGCAAUUCCCAUCAUGAAGAGACAGCAGAAUUUAGAAGACGAUUCCGGCUGGCAAUCUCAGGAUCGUUCGAAACGCCAGAGCCACUCCAAUAGCGGCUCAUCUAGCAACCACCACUCGCAGUUGUCCAUCAUUAGUCCGAUCGAAGCUCUACGUAGCCGGCUGAGAUUGGAGAUGCUUCGUCGCCAAUGGGGUAACCAAAUUAAACAGAACCAGGACAAGCUUGAAAGGGUCGGCAAACGCCGCAAGAGAAGCGAUCUAGUCGACUCCGCUGACGGAUCGGAUGAGAAAAGGAUGAGCCAGCUAGCAGUAGCAUCAGCAGCGAUCAAAGCACCAUAACAACUCUGGGCCACGACGGGCCAAGGGCUAACACAAACACACACCACGAGAUUUAGUACCUAGGAGAUACACGGCAGGACUGAUUGCAAAGACGGAAUAUAGAGGGGAACGCGACAAAACUUUUAAUGUAUACAAGGAUCAAGGAAUGAGGUUCAAAUCGACGAGGAUAAUUAUGUAAUUUUCCCCAACUACCAUCUCUCCUACACCUUGAAAUUUGUUCUUCUGUUUAACUAUGUAAUUGCACGGUUCCCCGUCUCCAAAAAAAACAAAAAAAAGGAAGAAACCAACAUCUGUUUGACUCACAGACCCCCUUUAUUUUCCCUAUAUAUAUAUAUAUAUUGAACGACAAACUGAUUGAAUAUGCGCGCCCAUUUGUGAGCAGAAAAUUUUAAAGACGACAAAAAAAUGGAACCCAUCGACAGAUUAUUACUUAUACAAUGUUGUAAGCCUCCGUCAUUGUUGCUAACAUAAGAAUACGAUAUAUGUUAUUCCUCUUUGUGCUGAAUCAGUAUUUCACCUACACCGUAAUUAAAUGCUUUUCCUUUCGGUGUUUCUUUAUCCGAUAGUACAUGUUUAAAAUUCA
Daphnia carinata is the source of this 2582-nucleotide messenger RNA. RefSeq names its product tRNA-uridine aminocarboxypropyltransferase 1-like. NCBI's taxonomy places the organism in Eukaryota, Metazoa, Arthropoda, Branchiopoda, Diplostraca, Daphniidae. Gene Ontology annotation, molecular function: tRNA-uridine aminocarboxypropyltransferase activity. Gene Ontology annotation, biological process: tRNA modification. The transcript has 9 exons. The record is from RefSeq and is a predicted model, not a curated record. The coding region runs from base 120 to 953 and encodes 277 amino acids. Gene Ontology annotation, cellular component: nucleus.